Messenger RNA from Plasmopara halstedii, 1521 nucleotides. RefSeq names its product Cytochrome P450. Lineage: Eukaryota; Oomycota; Peronosporomycetes; Peronosporales; Peronosporaceae. The transcript has a single exon. The record is from RefSeq and is a predicted model, not a curated record. Bases 1 to 1521 code for a protein of 506 amino acids. Gene Ontology annotation, molecular function: oxidoreductase activity, acting on paired donors, with incorporation or reduction of molecular oxygen; heme binding; iron ion binding.
AUGUGGUCCAUUACAAGUCAUGAAAGUACCUAUCACAUGGUACUUUUAACACUUGGUACAAUCUCAACAAUCUACGUUUCAUAUAAAGUGUUAAGUUUACCGGUACCAGUCCCUGAUCCUGAGAUUGAGCAACUUUAUCAACCUCCAUCGACAUUACCAGUUCUUGGAAAUACUUUGGAUCUUUUGUUCUUUCAUCGUUCUCGUUUAAGUGAUUGGAUCAAUGAACAAACAAAUGCAAGUAAUGGAAAACCAUGGCAAUUGAAAUUAUUGUUUCAACGUCCUUGGAUUGUAUUGUCCAUGCCUCAAGAUCUUCAUGAUGUUUUUGUUGAUAAAUUUCAUGUUUUUGAAAAAGGUGGAACACUUGGAGAAAUGUCAUUUGAUGUUUUAGGUCAUGGAUUAUUAAAUGUCAAUGGUGAACAAUGGGCUCAACAACGUCGAGCUGUGACUUCACUUUUUUCAAGUCGAAAUCUUCGAAAGAUGAUGAUUCCGGUACUUUAUGAAAAGAUACGACAAGUUGAAAAUGUGUUGACAUCUGCUGCAUUGAAUCAAGAUAUUGUGAACUUGAAAUCAUUAUUGAAUCAAUUUACAGCUCAUGUUUUUACUCGUAUUGGAUUUGGAAUUGAUUUCAAAGAAUUUCAAGAUGAAGAAGAGAUUCAUCCAUUGGAUAUUGCACUUAAUGCUGUUCAAUAUCGUUUUCAAACACCAAUGUGGAUGUGGAAACUCUCUCGUUGGUUGAAUAUUGGAACGGAAAAACGUCUUCGAGAAAGUAUGAAACAAGUUCAAAUGAUGGUACGAAAGAUUCUACUACAAACGAUGAACAAACAAACUCUUUCUGAAGCUACAAAUUUAUUGACAUUAUUACUUCAAGAGACUGAAAGUAUCACUCCACAAGAACUUCAAGAUACAGCUGUCAAUUUCUUUAUAGCUGGUAAAGACACGACAUCUUUUAGUCUUUCGUGGCUUAUCGUUAUGUUCAAUCGUUAUCCUUAUGUUGUUAACAAAGUUCGUCAAGAGAUUCAAGAAAAAAGUCGAGAUUUUUAUUCUGGAAAACAUGAAUUUCCAACAUUUGAAGAAAUUCAAGAAUUUGUGUAUCUCGAUGCAGCAGUGAAAGAAAGUGUUCGUCUUUGGUCUGUUUCAACUUAUCGAUAUGCUACUCGUGAUACAACACUUGAAAGUGGUACAUUCAUUCCAAAAGGAACGAUCAUUGUCGUUUCAAAAUAUGCUGCAGCACGACGUCAAAGUGUUUGGGGACAAGAUGCUGCUGUUUAUCGUCCUGAACGUUGGUUUGAUGAAUCAGGAGCAAGAAAAGAGAUUGUACCACCAGAAUUCAUUACAUUUAGUACAGGACCACGCAAGUGUAUGGGGAUGCGUUUAGCAAUGAUUGAAAUGAAAUUAGUACUUGCAGUGCUUUUCACUCGUUUUGAUAUUGAAACAGUAGAAGAUCCAUGGAAUAUUACGUAUGAUCUAUCGUUCAUGUUACCAGUAAAAGGACCAUUGGCUGUACGUGUGCGUAAACGUUAG